AUGUCCUUGCCCACCACCGCCGAUGUCGUACUCGUCGACACCAUCCAGCUUACGGCAAACAUUGGCGCAGAUUGUUGGGGACGCCCACGCGAACAACUCGUUUCCAUCACCGUCCACCUCCAUCUUAAGCCCUCCUUCCUUGACAUAUCCGGGCAAUCCGACAACGUCGUAGACUCCAUCCACUAUGGGCAUCUCACCAAAGCCGUCUCGGCGCUCUCGGCAUCUUAUACCGAUGUUCGUGCACUCGUGCAUGAGGUCACUCAAAAAGUGUUCGCUCUGGCCGCAGAGAAUGUGGACGCCGUGCGCGUCGCCAUCGGCCUUCCGAAACAGAUUUUACUUGCGAACGACUUUGAGGUUGAGGUGAUUACACCCAGAGGCGAAGACAGUUUGCAACAGGCUGCGAGGGUGUCUGUCAAAGAUCUUGUCAUGCCCGUACUGAUUGGCGUCAAUCCCCCUGAACGCCUUGCAAAGCAGAAGGUGAUCACGAACAUCACAUUCUACGAGAAAUCCGGCAUGCACCAAGUGGACUACCCAGCAAUCAUUAAACAGAUAUCAGAGGAAAUCGAAAAUACUGCAUACCUCACACUCGAGAAAUUCGUCCUGCACAUCGUCCGCAGCUCAUGUCUUGCAUCUGAUGCUAUCGAAGCUGUGACAACACGGUCACAGAAGCCAAGUGCAUUAUCUUUCGCUCACUCUUCUGGUGUUGAGAUGACUCGGCACCGUGAUGCAUUCCGAUGAUUGCGAUCAAACCGUGUGGGAAAU
This is a messenger RNA of Suillus subalutaceus, 762 nucleotides long. Its product is annotated as Dihydroneopterin aldolase-domain-containing protein. The transcript has 2 exons. Gene Ontology annotation, biological process: folic acid-containing compound metabolic process. Gene Ontology annotation, cellular component: cytoplasm. Lineage: Eukaryota; Fungi; Basidiomycota; Agaricomycetes; Boletales; Suillaceae. The coding region runs from base 1 to 738 and encodes 245 amino acids. Gene Ontology annotation, molecular function: dihydroneopterin aldolase activity. The record is from RefSeq and is a predicted model, not a curated record.